This is a messenger RNA of Sphenostylis stenocarpa, 2790 nucleotides long. The record is from the annotation of a GenBank genome assembly. NCBI's taxonomy places the organism in Eukaryota, Viridiplantae, Streptophyta, Magnoliopsida, Fabales, Fabaceae.
AUGGGUACUGUGGAGACUCGAUCAAAGGAUCCAUCUGGGUGUUCAUCGCCGUCUCCAGAGAAUGACAAGAAUGAGCUCAGGGAAGCUCUGUGUGCUUUAAAAAAUGGGACCUCAGAAAACGGGGUUGGUUUCUCUGGCCAUGGAAACCAAGGUCGGGGUGGUGGGGGUGUUGAAGUGGUGAAGGGCAGGGUCUCUGAGACCAAGGUUUCGGAUGAGAUGGGUUUUGCGGGAAGGGAAAGGGACGAUGGUUGUCAAGGUUUGGCUGAUUCUGAGAUGAAUGGGGUCUCCUCUUUGUUAAAGAUGAGAGAGAGUGGUAGGAAUUUGAUGUUUUCUCAUGGUAGUGAGAGUGAUAGUACUGGGAAGUUGAACACUGACGGUGGUUUUUUUGAGGUUGGAAUGGAAGGAGGAAGAGAUCCGACCAAAGUUGAGAGUGAGGAUGAUCAAAAUGGGAAAACUAUGUCUUUAGAUGUUACAAUUGCUGAUACAAGUGAAAACAAGGAUAUGGAGAUUGAAGAUUUGGGUGAUGAAGGAUGUGGCCGGUUUUCUGUUGGUGAUUUUGUUUGGGGAAAAAUUAAGAGUCAUCCCUGGUGGCCUGGCAGGAUUUAUGACCCUUCUGAUGCUUCUGACUUUGCUUUGAAGCUGAGACAAAAGAAUAGACUACUUGUGGCUUAUUUUGGAGAUGGAACCUUUGCUUGGUGCCAUCCUUCUCAAUUGAAGCAAUUUGAGGAGAACUUUGAGGAUAUGGUGAAACAGAGUAGCUCUCGGGCUUUUGUCAAUGCUGUGCAGGAAGCUGUAAAUGAGGUUGGAAGGAUUUUGGAUUUGAAAAUGAGUUCUUCAUGUGCUGUGAAUAAAACUGAAUUUACUCAGCCACUGGCGGGCAAUUCUGGUGUCAAGGAGAGAAUUCCUAUACCUGAAAAUGGCACAGAUAAACUUUCUGAUGUUCUCAUUGAUCCAGCAGAAGUACUUUCUCGAGUGAAACAAUUAGCUGAAAUUAUUUCCAUUGCUAAUGUUCUGGAGCUGGAAAUACUGAAGGCUAGGCUUUCAGCCUUUUAUCUGUCAAGAGGAGGUUAUAGAUUGCCAAUGUAUGAGGCACCCCAGCCAAUUCCUGGACUUGAAGAUAGUGUAAGGGAUAAAAAUGUAGGCAGCAGUGAGGGUGCAGUGGAAGUACCUGUCCAUGGGCCAUUUGAAGAGGACUACUCUACCAUGCCAGUGAGCCCAAAAUCUGGUGAAUGGAGUCUUUCACAUGGGAUUUCAGGAAAUAGAUUGAAUCAUAGGAUUAAGCAGAAAAGUAUUGCUGAAAUUAUGGGAGAGGACAAAGAUGUCAAUGCCAAGAAUAAGGAGGGAGAUGCAGCUGAUAAAGUGACUGUUAGAAGGAAGAGGAAAGGCAGUGAGGAUACAAUGGUAUCUAAACCUGUGCAGAGGAAAAAAGGGAUAUUCUCAAAUACUGAUAGAAAUAUGGCAGGUGCUGAGCAUGAUGAUUUUAGUUGGGGCAAAGAGAAUACUGACAAUGAAGCAUUGGCGCAGUUGAAAAAAAAGAAGGCAUUUGGUAUUGGAAACACUACCAGUGGGAGCAAAAUGGACACUGAUCAAGAAGAGAAGGCCAAAGGAGAAAAUGAGAAGGGUUCUUUGUCAAGAGAAAGGAAGAAAAGUAAGUACCUGUCCCCUCCUUUCACUAUUCCAACCAGAGACCAGAGAAAAGGAGAGAUAGAAACAGAAUCCCCUAAAGUUUCUGGCAAAGAGCAGGUAUCAGAGCCACUGACCAGAGCUUCUGAUCAACUUCUCAAGUCCCCUGUACCUUGGAAGUUGAAUGGUGAGGCCUUUCAGGAGAAAUUUUCCGAGGAACUUGCCAAAGGAAAGGACCUUCCUGAUAGCUCAAAUUACCAAACAUCAGAAUUUGAUGAGAACAAGACCAUUGAUACAACGAAAAUCCAGGUUCCAUCCGAUGUAGUACUGUCUGAAGUCUGUUAUACAGCUAUUAAUCCACAAACUCCUACGGAUACCAAUUCUCUUGAAAGAAUUGCAAACUUUAUUUUUAUCUUUAGAAACUCAUUAUUUCGCCAAGGAUCCUACUUCAAAAUAUACAAGAAGCAUAAACCUAGCAAGAAGAGAAAGAAGCCAGAAUCUGAUAUCGGGACGCCGGGGAAAGAUCAAAUACAAUCUGAUCAUAUAUCAGCUAAUAAAGACUCGGGACCAAGGAAGAGAAGAAAGAAUGAGACAACUUCAGGUUUGCCUAAAGAAAAGCAGUCUGCUACAGCUAAGGCUGGCAAGAAGGGGACUGAUAAAAAUGCUUCAGGUGCUACCCUUUUUGUCUCGUUUGAGCCAGGAUCCUCUCUGCCUUCUAAAUCAGAUCUUAUCACACUGUGUAGUAAGUUUGGUGCUCUGAAUGAAUCAGAAACGGCUAUGUUCUCUAGUGAUUACACCGCUCAAGUGUUCUUCCUGAAAGCCUCUGAUGCUGAAAAGGCCUUAAGCCAUUCACAGAACAUGAACCCCUUCGGCUCUUCCAAAGCCACUUUCAGACUCCAGUAUCUUUCUUCUGGUUCCAAGUCUGAAAAAUCCAAGUCCAAAGCAUCUUCAACGAAGAAGAAAGUCAAGACUCCAGCCGAGCCAUCUACCUCAUUGUCACCAGGUAGCGAAGCAUCCAAAUUGAACUACAUAAAGCAGAAACUUCAGGGUCUGACAUCAAUGCUAGAAGCAUCGGAUGCUAAAUCAUCUGACAUCAAGGCAAAAUUAGAGAGUGAGAUGAAAGGGCUGUUGGAGGAUGUGAACAAAAUGGUUGAAUCUUCUUCUUAA